Molecule: messenger RNA, 900 nt
Organism: Trypanosoma cruzi
Lineage: Eukaryota; Euglenozoa; Kinetoplastea; Trypanosomatida; Trypanosomatidae
Exons: 1
Coding region: 1-900 (299 amino acids)
Source: RefSeq, a predicted model, not a curated record
AUGUUUGUCCAGCAGCCACCGCCACCGCGUUAUGUUUUGCAAGUGAGUACGGGCAACUGGCAAAAAAAAUCCAUUUUGAAAAGCGCUGCCCCAAUGAAAGAGGCGAAGCAAUUGCAAAACUCUGUGGAAUAUUUUCUGAAGAGGGCCAUGUGCGCAUCGGUCCCUACUUCGAAGAAUGAAGAUGGCUCAUUGUGUGAAUCCACCAAAAUUAUGAAGGAAUUGGAUCUUUUUGAGACGAGGCAUUUUGGAAGUAAAUCGCGGUAUUCACUAUUUUUGCCUACUUCCCUACAAGUCAACCCCAUCAUUGGCCUUUUGUGUGGUUUACCCUUGUAUCAGAUCUGUGACGCUCUUAUUCAGAGAAAGGAUGCAGAAUGGCAGGCGCGAAAGGAAGAGAACUGUAGCGUUGGGGCCUUGCGCUUGAGUUUUGAGGAACUGUACGAUGUUUGUACGCAGCUAGUGCCCAAUAUGGUGAGUGAAGAUUAUUUGCACCGCAUGUUUAUUGUUCUGCUUCCCAGUGAGGAAGAGGAUUCUUUACUUUUAUCUUCUUUCUUUUCAUUUCUUGUCGAAAACGCCUUCCACCCCGCGUUGGACCGCAAUGUAAAUGCACUUUUUAGUGCGUUUGAUCCCGACGGCACAGGCGUGAUUUCUGCAGCAACGUUGACGUCCAAAGUUCUUCUCGCAUGGGCGGAGCUGCACUUGUUUGGAAACUUGCGAGGGGAGUGGGAAAAAAUGGCCGCCGCACUCGAGUUGACGAAUGGUGUGGAUCUACGCAUCGUGGACGGUGCACGGUUACUAACACCAGCGGCAACUCGCGCCGUUUUUUGUGCCCUCAACACGUUGUAUGUCGCUAUGGAAUCUAUUGACAUGGAUGGAAGACACCUAAAUUCCCCGUCGUCUUGA